UUCGUUGUUACAGACUCGAAAGCCCCAUCGCAUCUUAGAGUCCCAGCAAACAAAGGACGAGAAGCAAUGGUUUACCUCACCUAUCUAAUCCACAACUACGACCACCUCCCCGCAUAUGCAAUCUUCACCCACGGACAUCGACAAGCAUGGCACCAAGAAAGAGAUAUCAUGGACAUGAUCCACGAUCUCAAAGUCGACGCACUCGAACAAGCAGGAUAUGUCUCGUUGCGAUUCAGCUGGUCCCCCUCGUGUCCAGCAGAGCUAAGGCCAAAACACCACGAUGCAGUGGUUUGGGGCAAUGGCGAUCAUGUCCGAGAGACCGAGGAUGCGAUUGGAGAGGCAUGGGCUGUAUUGUUCCCAGAUGAGGAGUUGCCCGAUACGAUAGCUUCCCAAUGUUGCGCGCAGUUUGCAGUGACGAGGAAAACGAUGCUACGAAGGACGAAGGAGGACUACAUCCGCAUGCGGCAAUGGCUCUUGGAGACGCCACUGGAUGAUGCGGUCAGUGGAAGAGUGUUUGAGAAGCUGUGGGCGUAUAUUAUGCUUGGUGAAGCUGUGCAUUGUCCUGAUCCUCAGACCGCCGCAUGCGAGUACUUCGGGUACUGC
Molecule: messenger RNA, 603 nt
Organism: Aureobasidium melanogenum CBS 110374
Lineage: Eukaryota; Fungi; Ascomycota; Dothideomycetes; Dothideales; Saccotheciaceae
Exons: 2
Source: RefSeq, a predicted model, not a curated record